Molecule: messenger RNA, 3966 nt
Organism: Xyrauchen texanus (razorback sucker)
Lineage: Eukaryota; Metazoa; Chordata; Actinopteri; Cypriniformes; Catostomidae
Product: GMP synthase [glutamine-hydrolyzing]-like
Exons: 16
Coding region: 128-2206 (692 amino acids)
Biological process (GO): GMP biosynthetic process
Cellular component (GO): cytosol
Molecular function (GO): GMP synthase (glutamine-hydrolyzing) activity; GMP synthase activity; ATP binding
Source: RefSeq, a predicted model, not a curated record
UAGUAGUGAGCGUAAGAGUGGGUGACACUGUCGGCAAGCACACGGAAGAGACGGAGAAGAACUCGCUGAGACACUGAGUCACACUCUCGGCAGCAAGACAGGAGUGUCCGCUCCACAUCUCACAUCCAUGGCGCUUAGUAACGGGGAUAGCAAGCUGGAUAUCGUCGGAGAGCCUAAAGAUUGUUUAUUGUCCUAUGAGGGUGCCGUGGUGAUCCUGGAUGCAGGUGCGCAGUAUGGGAAGGUGAUUGACAGGCGUGUACGAGAGCUUUUUGUCCAGUCUGAGAUUCUCCCUUUGGAGACACCGGCCUUCGCCAUCAGAGAGCAGGGUUUCAGGGCCAUUAUUAUAUCUGGAGGGCCAAACUCUGUCUAUGCUGAGGAUGCACCUUGGUUUGACCCAGCCAUAUUUACCAUCGGAAAACCAGUUCUCGGAAUCUGCUAUGGAAUGCAGAUGAUGAAUAAAGUUUUUGGAGGCACGGUGCACAGAAAGAGUGUGAGGGAGGAUGGUGUUUUCAACAUUACGUUGGACAACUCAUGUUCUCUUUUCAGGGGAUUGCAGAAGGAGGAACCCGUUCUGCUGACACAUGGAGACAGUGUCGACAAAGUAGCAGAUGGAUUCAAAGUUGUCUCCCAGUCUGGCAACAUUAUUGCAGGCAUUGCUAAUGAACAGAAAAAACUGUACGGGACUCAGUUUCAUCCAGAGGUGGAUCUGACCGAGAGAGGGAUGGACAUGCUCCGCAAUUUCCUGUUUGAGAUUGCCGGCUGCAGCAGUAAUUUUACCGUACAGAACCGUCAACUGUCCUGCAUCAGGGAGAUCAAAGAGAAGGUCGACCAAUCCAAAGUGCUUGUGUUAUUGAGUGGUGGUGUAGAUUCCACUGUGUGUACAGCCCUGCUGAAUAAAGCCUUGAAUCAGGAACAAAUUAUUGCUGUUCACAUCGAUAAUGGCUUUAUGAGAAAGAGAGAGAGUCAGAGUGUUGAGGAAGCGUUGACUAAACUCGGCAUCAAUCUCAAAGUGGUAAAUGCAGCACACACCUUCUACAAUGGCACAACAACCCUGCCAAUAUCAGAGGAGGACCGCACACCUAGGAAACGCAUUAGCAAGACACUCAACAUGACCACAAAUCCUGAGGAGAAGAGAAAGAUCAUUGGGGAUACAUUUGUAAAAGUGGCCAAUGAGGUGAUUGAAGAGAUGAAUCUGAAGCAAGAGGAUGUGUACCUGGCGCAGGGUACGCUCAGGCCAGACCUGAUUGAGAGCGCCUCUCACCUUGCUAGCGGGAAGGCAGAAGUUAUCAAAACACACCACAACGACACCGAGCUCAUCCGAAAACUCAGAGAUGAGGGAAAAGUAAUUGAGCCACUGAAAGAUUUCCAUAAGGAUGAAGUGAGAGCACUAGGUCGAGAGCUGGAGCUUCCUGAAGAGAUCGUCUCUCGACACCCCUUCCCUGGUCCAGGCCUAGCCAUUAGAGUGAUCUGUGCUGAUGAGCCUUAUAUCUGUAAAGACUUUGCUGAAAUCAGUAAUAUCCUGAAAAUCAUCACAGACUUCUCUGCCAGUGUCAAAAAGCCACAUACCCUUCUUCAGAGAGUGAAGUCCUGCAUAUCAGACGAGGAGGAAGAGAAACUGAUGCAGAUCACCAGCCUUCAUUCACUAUAUGCCUUUCUGCUGCCAAUAAAAACUGUUGGAGUCCAGGGUGACUCUCGGUCAUACAGUUACGUUUGUGGCGUGAGCAGUAAAGAGGCUCCUCACUGGGAUUCACUGAUGUUCCUGGCCAGACUCAUCCCUCGGAUCUGUCACGCCAUCAACAGAGUUGUUUACGUCUUUGGGACAUACGUAAAGGAGCCGCCCACUGACAUCACACCCACCUUCCUGACCACUGGUGUACUGAGCACACUAAGACAGGCAGACUUUGUAGCACACUCCAUUUUGAGGGAGUCUGGCUACUCUGGUAAGAUCAGUCAGAUGCCAAUCAUCCUCACCCCACUGCACUUCGAUCGCGACCAGCUACAAAAGCAGCCGUCCUGCAGACGAUCUGUCGUCAUCAGAACCUUCAUCACCAGUGACUUCAUGACUGGUAUCGCUGCUACUCCAGACAACCAAAUCCCUGAAGAGGUGGUUCUCAAAAUGGUCAACGAAAUCAAGAAAAUCCCAGGCAUCUCAAGGGUGAUGUAUGACCUGACAUCCAAACCACCGGGGACCACUGAGUGGGAGUAGAGCAGAGGACUAUUCAUCCCUUCUGACUUAUCCUUGUCACCUCCUCUUCUACCUCCCUCUUACCCAGUACUGCUACAUUCCCCUCCAACCCCCUUUUCUCCACUCCUGCGAACUGCCCCGCCCCCCUUUAGGCACGCUGUCCUGUCAUUGUCCCAUUGAGACCGGAACAUUCCCUACAAUGUCAGGCUGUACUGUGAUUGGUGCAAAACUGACUCAAGUACUUCAGUUCUGCCUCAUUUUCUGGGGUUGGUGUAAUAUUAGUAUUACUGUUAUUAUUGUUAUUAUUAUCCUCAUCAUUGAUAAUGAUGAGGAUAUUUUUUUUUUCAGCUCUCUGUGUUUAAUGCAUUGUGACAGGUCACUCCAAAAUCUCUAUUGUAGCUAUUGAAGGUCUAAGGUCAUAUUAGGGCAGCUGAUUGUCCAGGUGCAGCAUGACACCAACACAAUUAUUAUUUUUUUAUAUAAAAAUGGUUCUGCAUCAAGGAUGAACUUCAAAGUGUUGCUGCUCUCUGCCUUCUUUUAGCUUUUUUUUCUCACCAAACCGGCUCAUUCAGUGUUGAUUUUUGGUUAUGAUUUCUUUCCUGAACUUUUCUACAGAAGUGGCAGGUGAAGACUAGCAGUUGUAGCGUGCACACCCAUUGAAACGUGACCAAUUAAUGUUUUAUUUGACUUUAUUUGCCAAAUACAGAUGAGUUCAGACUGAGAGAUUAGAUGACUGUAUUUCGUUAUUGCCGUUUUAACACAGAAGUUUUGCUGUGAAUGAGACGCCAAACUUAGGAGGCCUUCUGGAAUUUGUGCCUGUAUUAUCUUCAUCUUGUUUUGUUUUUCCGGGAUGUGAAACUUAUUUUAUGCUGCAUUCUUUUCCUCUCUCUUUUCAAGAAAAUGAUUAUUGACAUUUUUAUUGAAAACAAGAUGUAAUUAUUGAUGUCUGCAUUUUACACCAACAUCAAGGUUGAGUUUGCCUGGGCUGGUCUUAUAGAUGAGUAAGACAUCAGUGUUCUUAAUUUCACCAAUAAAGGCCUUUGUAUUUUCUCGUGCUUGGUAGAGCAAUAGUGUUUCCAAAGGCAAAUGAAAAGAGAUUAUUACAAAGGAAGAGUAGGUGAUUGACGGGACUCUUUACCUAUGGGGUAACACCCCUCUGAAUAGGUCAAGUCCUUUUGAGCCAGUUUGAGCUUAACAGAAUUUGGACCAUGAGUUAGUGUCAAUGUAGGAGUCCUGUGAGUGUGGCCUCGUUAAUAUUCCACUCCUUUAAUAGAAGCGUGUUCUUGUAUACAAAACAUAGAGAAAGGGAUUUGUUUGUGCAAAUCGAGAUCCAUGUCCAGCCCUAGGUCUAAUGUAUGAUGUUAAGAAUUUGUUGUGAUAUGAAAAACAUGCUUGGUAUUUAUUGUCUUUAAAGCUUUCGUUUCAAAACCCUCUGUUGUCACAAUGCAAAAAAAUUCAAUGCAAGAUGAACCUCUCUCGUCUUCAUUGCAAAUCUCAUUCUUAAUGUGUUUUUGUUCUCAUGUUUAUAUUUUACCUGUCUAUUAAAGUACAACUAACAAUUACAUUUCUAGUGGGUAAACUGCAAUAUUACGAUAUUCAGUUUAAUUUAUGCAAAUAUAUGUUGAUCUCUAUCACCCCCCCUCCCCUUUUUUGUCUAAAAAUGCUGUUUUAUCUAAGUAUUGUGCCUCAGACCAAGCCACCGCAUGCAGUUUGAAACUGAUAUUUGUACAAUGCAAACUGAGCUUUAAUAAAGGACUCCAUGUUCAGAUUUGUUUCUCAUU